CUUUAAUGACUAUAAAUAUUCCAACAUUUCACAUUCUCUCUCUCUCUCUCCGUGAAAGCUUCACUAAGUUUUAACGAAACCAUGGUCGACGACAUAAUCACGCGAGAAUCGCCGAAGCACAAAGCGAACCGUGUUUUCAUCAACCUAACGACGCUGAUGAUGAUGGUGGUGAAGCGAGCAAGUCGGUUACCGUUGAAGCUGAAGGCGGCGCCGGCGAGUGAGAAUCGGAAAAUUGAGAUCAAGUCACCUAAGAAGCUUCUGAAGAACAUAAGCAACAAAGCGAUGCCGUUUAUUGAGAAGAUGAAAAAGAAAAAGAAAGGGAAGGAUGAUUGGGGAGACGGCGGUGUGUGGCAGAAAGCGAUCAUGAUGGGGGAUAAGUGCGAGCCGUUGGAUUUCUCCGGCGUGAUUUACUAUGAUAGUAAAGGGAAGCAGGUAAGCGAAUUCCCUCUCAGGUCACCACGUGCGACUCCAGUGCCGGCUUUAUGUUCCGGUUGAAACUCCGGGAAAGAGUUUAGAGUUCAGAGUAUGUGUUCUCUUUUUCUUUUUUGAGCCGGUGAAAUGUGUAUAUAGUUAUGGAAGUUGGAGUUCUUAUUAAAAUAAAUUAAUAUGAUUUGUGUCUUGAGAAAAUCGGAAGACCAAAAUCGCACUCAGAGAUACUUAUAGUUAUAGUUAUGUAUAACACAUCAAAGUCCUCACAUCGCAUCGCUCUGGUGCGAAGUUGUAGUCUCUUUGUGUUGUAGUUUAUGAGAAAAUAAAUUUAUGUUUAUCUUUGAUUA
Molecule: messenger RNA, 776 nt
Organism: Vicia villosa (hairy vetch)
Lineage: Eukaryota; Viridiplantae; Streptophyta; Magnoliopsida; Fabales; Fabaceae
Exons: 1
Coding region: 82-495 (137 amino acids)
Source: RefSeq, a predicted model, not a curated record